Molecule: messenger RNA, 237 nt
Organism: Funneliformis geosporum
Lineage: Eukaryota; Fungi; Glomeromycota; Glomeromycetes; Glomerales; Glomeraceae
Source: the annotation of a GenBank genome assembly
AUGUCGAAUGAUAAAGGAUCAUUGGAUUGUCUCCCAAUCUAUUCAUUCUUAUUUCCGAAUGAAAAAGGCUCUAGCUUAUAUAAUGCCUAUGACCGGAAUGAAGUGGAAGAUAAAUUGGUUAUCAAAAUCGAUCAAGAUGAUAGAGCACCAAAGUUUUCUGUUGCAGAUGACAUUUCAGAAGUAUAUGGUUUGCCCGGGAUUCAUGAAUGUAUUAAUGGUCAAAAACCUUUAAGAGCC